CCAAUACAACUGCCCAUAGCGCGUGCAGGCAAGGGCAGGCUGAAAAGAACGAGACUCAAGAAAAACUAUAUUUGGCUUCUCUGAAUCCGUCCGGAUUUAACUUUUUUUCUGUUCAUCCAGUUCUAAUAUCAGUUAGUCUUUCAUUUGGAGUAGGUGGGACUCUUGUUAUGCUGCAAGCUUUGGCCGGAGGCGCCCUCGGCGGCCUUCAAACAAAUGGGCCGGCCAACCUGGUCGGUGCACUGGGCUUGCUCCAACGCGCGGCAGCCGCGGUCGUGACCGGCGUGCCCUCGAGCUCCUCUCCGGUCCCCCCGCACGCCGACCGCAGCCUCGCAUCCCUCAGCGCCGGGGCCCAGUCGGCUGCUGAGUCAGCCUGCAGCCACGGCGGCUGUGGUCACGAUGAGGCGCCCUGCUGCAGCGCCCGCAGCAGCAGCAACAGCAGCAGCGACGCCGGGGCUCCCCGGGGCCUGCAGCAGCAGCUGAGGUCGCAGCAGCUGCAGCAACACCAGCACCAGCAGCGACGCGGCAUCGCCACGUCAGCGGGUUCGGCCCUGGCGUACAAGUUCCAGUCCAACGUGUCGCCCGCGUCGUCACGGGGCUCGGGCCGCGGCUCCAAAGUCGCCACCCGCGACAACUACCAGCGCUGGCGCGAAAGCGGCGGCGACGUGCGCGUGGCCCAGGACAUCCUGAGGGAGGCGGAAGGCAGCGGCCGGGGCGGCGGCGGCGGAGGCGGCGCGGGGGCGGCGCGGCGCGGCGACUCCCGCCUCCGGCGGGGCGCCGACAGGCCUGGGGGUUCUGGUGCUGGUUCUGGUGGUGGUACUGGUGCUGGUGCGGGUGUUGUUGACGUGCAGGACGAGCUGCGGGCCAUGGUGUUGGGCUGCCGCGACCUGAGCGAGCUGCAGGUGGUGGUGUGCGAGUGCGGCGCCGACUUGAACCCCUUCCUGGUGUGUGCGGCGGCGGCCAGGCUGCACAAACUCAAACAGGCGACGCCGCCGGGCGCCUCUCCCGCGGCCCUGGCCCGCCGUGUGGGCGAGUCGCUCAUGGUGCUGCUGCAGGACCGGGCUGCCGAGGCGCCUCUGUCUCAGCUGGCGGGCGCGGCGCACGGCCUUGCGGAGGCGGGGCUGGCGCCGGGGGCGGCGCUGCUGGAGGCGCUGGCGGCGAGGUGCGAGGCGGCCAGCCCCCGCGGCGGCACCGCGCUGCAGGAGGCGGACGGCAGGACUGUGUCCGUGCUACUGCUCUCAGCCGCCAAGUUCCUCGCGCGGCAGCAGCAGCAGCAGCAGCAGGCGGCUGUAGCAGCGGGCGCCGGCGCCGGGGCCGGCAGUAGCAGCGCUGCUGACGCGGCGGCGGUGCGGCUGUGGGGUGUGGUGCGGGACGUGGCGCAGGUGAAGCUGCUGCGGGCGCUGGGGGAGGAGCCGGAGGGGUCGGCGGCGGCGCCUGUGGGCGGCGGCGAGGCCGGCCCCGAGGUGGACGACUCCAUGCCGCAGAGCUCCCUGCGCGCCAUCGCAAAGGCGCUCGUCCUCGCGCGCGACACGUCAGCGCCCGCCAUCGCCACGUGGACAGCCGCCGCCCGACUGGCCGCCCGCCACGCCGCCGAGCUCCAGCCCGCCGUGGCGGCUGCCGUACUGCGCUCGUACUGCAUGGCGGGCGGGCCGGCGGCGCUGGAUGGCGGGCGGGAGGGGCUGCCGGAAGCUGUGUGGGCGGCGCUGGGGCCGCAGGUGGCGGAGCUGGACGUGGGCACGCUGCUGGAUCUCACGUUCGCAGCCACCAAACUGGCGGUGGCGGCGCCUGGCGGCGCCGGCGGCGCCGCUGCCAGCGAGCUAGGCGCGGGCAUGCUGCGCCCGCUCUGCGACGCGCUCACGCCGCGUGUUCCCGCGCUCUCGUGCGCCGACGUCGCCUCGUUGGCGACGGGGCUGGCGGCGGCGCUGGGCGCCGCCGGCGGCGAAGCCGCCGCCGCCGCCGCCGAUGGCGCGCCGCCGCUGCUGUCGCCGUCUCACUUCGGCUCGCUGCCUCGCCUGCUGUCAGACCUACUGCUUCUUCGUGGGCCGGGCCAGUUCGGCGGCCGGAACUUUGCCUCGGUGGCGCUGGCGCUCGCGCUCGUGACUGGCGGGCCGGCAGGCGCCGGCGGCGGCGGCGCCGCCGCCGCCGGGUCGCUGCCGCCGGCCUUCUGGUCCAAGCUGGCAGCGGUGGCGCUACCCGAGGUCCCCGCCAUGGACGCCGGAUCACUCAGCCGUUUGGCUGGCGCCUUCUGCGCACGCUUCGCCGCCGCCGCCGCGGCGGCGGCGGCCGCCGAGCCGGCGGCGUCGGCAGCAGCAGCGGCGGCGGCGGCUCCGCCGCCGCCAAGCCCGGAGUUGGUGGCUGCGGUGCACGGCCGCGCGGGCCAGCUGCUGGACGGGGCGGCGGGGGGCGUGGGUGUGCGCGAGGCGCUUCACCUGCUGCGGUGCCUGGCGGAGUGGCAGGUGCCGGAGGGCGCGGCGGCGGCGCCAGCGACGCUGAUGCGGCUGGCUGACGUGUUGGCGGCGGCGGACAGCGGCGCGGUGGCGGCGGCGGCGACGCCGGCGGUGCGGCAGGCGCUGGCGGCGAAGCUGGCGGGCUUGGGGCUUGGCGGCCACGCGGUGGUAGCGAAGCUAGGGUAGUGCACUAGCUCAGUAGCUGUCAUUGGCGUUAACGAACACCAGGAGCUGCCACAAGAGCACACUAGCUGUCACUGGCAUGUGUGUGAUGGAGGCGAGAUGGGUGUGCCGCUGCCGCACCGUAUGGAGUUGUGUGGUGCGGAGCUGUGCGGCGUUCCGGCGUUGGAGGGGUGUUGGAGGGGUGUGCACCGGCUACACAUGGGGCCGUGGCCCGUGGGUAGUCAGGACGGUGGUGGGCCGCACGUGGAGGAUGCACCGUUUGAUGCAUGGUGCGGUUGAGGCAAUUGCGCGAAGACGCCGUGUGCGAGUUAACGAGUUUGCAUGG
Chlamydomonas reinhardtii is the source of this 2952-nucleotide messenger RNA. RefSeq lists its product as uncharacterized. The coding region runs from base 168 to 2630 and encodes 820 amino acids. The record is from RefSeq and is a predicted model, not a curated record. Lineage: Eukaryota; Viridiplantae; Chlorophyta; Chlorophyceae; Chlamydomonadales; Chlamydomonadaceae. The transcript has 9 exons.